This is a messenger RNA of Penicillium brevicompactum, 1065 nucleotides long. RefSeq names its product putative alcohol dehydrogenase. Bases 1 to 1065 code for a protein of 354 amino acids. Gene Ontology annotation, molecular function: oxidoreductase activity. The record is from RefSeq and is a predicted model, not a curated record. NCBI's taxonomy places the organism in Eukaryota, Fungi, Ascomycota, Eurotiomycetes, Eurotiales, Aspergillaceae. The transcript has 3 exons.
AUGUCCAAAGCAAUCUACAUUUCUCCAAUUGACGGCAAACCCGGCAAGCCCGGCCAAGUCUACUACCCGCUCUCUCUGCGCACCGUGCCCAAGCCAUCCCCGCAAGGGAGCGAGCUAUUGAUAAAGCUGACCGCCGCCUCCCUCAACCACCGCGACCUCUUCCUCCGCCAACAUCUAUACCCAGGCGUGACCUUCGACGUACCCCUACUCGCAGACGGAGUAGGCAUCGUCGUCGACGCAGGUCCCAACGUCCCCAGCCCCGAGACAUGGCAGGGCAAGCGCGUGAUCCUGAAUCCCGGCGUGGGCUGGAAGGAUUCGCCCGACGGGCCCGAGGAAGCUACCGGGUAUAGAAUUAUGGGUGGUACACGGGUUUAUGAUAAGGGUACGCUGCAAGAAUAUCUCGCGAUUGAUUUCUCGGAGGUCGAGGAGGCUCCUGGUCACUUGUCGGAUGCUGAGGCGGCUGCCUUGCCUUUGACUGGAUUGACUGGGUGGAGGGCGCUUAUUACGAAGGCUGGUGAGCGGAACUCUGGGGAUGGUGCUGCUGUGUUGAUUACGGGGAUUGGGGGUGGUGUUGCGUUGAUGGCGCUGCGCUCGAGUCAGGAGAAGAUUCGGAAGGCGGUUGAGUUGGGUGCGACCGGUGGUGUGAAUUAUAAGGAGGAUGGAUGGGAGAAGAAGUUGCUUGGCUUGCUUCCUGCUGGCAAGAAGAACUUCGAUGCCAUUAUUGACGGUGCGGGUGGUGAUUCGGUCGAGAAGUCUGUCAAGUUACUCAAGGCUGGCGGUGUUCUUUCCAUCUAUGGAAUGACAGUAUCCCCCAAGAUGCCUUUCACGAUGGCUGCGGUCUUGAAGAACAUCGAUGUUCGUGGUUCCACGAUGGGCUCUCGCAAAGAGUUCAAGGAGAUGAUCGAAUUUGUCAACGCGAAGAAGAUUUACCCGGUGGUGUCACGAGUGCUCAAGACCGAUCUGGAUGACCUGUCUGCCAUCGACGGACUAUUUGAGGACAUGAAGCAGGGUACUCAAUUUGGUAAACUGGUGAUUGAAUUCGGCAAGUCGGGCAGCAAGCUCUGA